This is a messenger RNA of Macadamia integrifolia, 3514 nucleotides long. Its product is annotated as probable linoleate 9S-lipoxygenase 5. Gene Ontology annotation, biological process: lipid oxidation. The record is from RefSeq and is a predicted model, not a curated record. The transcript has 11 exons. Lineage: Eukaryota; Viridiplantae; Streptophyta; Magnoliopsida; Proteales; Proteaceae. The coding region runs from base 488 to 3304 and encodes 938 amino acids. Gene Ontology annotation, molecular function: metal ion binding; protein binding; oxidoreductase activity, acting on single donors with incorporation of molecular oxygen, incorporation of two atoms of oxygen.
GAUGCCUUUGAUGAUAUUCUCUCAGCUUCAAAGAAAAGUCCAAUCUAAUGUGCUUGACCGAACAAGGACAAACUCAGAUUGUCCUAUUCAGGGAACAACAUUACCUUUUCUUGAUUUAAAAAGGAAAAGCCAACAAAUCCAUUCUAGAUCUUUGCGCAAACCUGCAUCUUCCUUGGACCAAAUUUAGAAGACCAAGAGAGAAGUCUUCACGUAGUCAUAAAAAAUAUUCCCAAAAAUUUAUAUAUAAUUAAGAAGCAAGUGCAACUGCCCAAAUUGAAACCUCAACUACUUUCCACUAUAAGUAGAGCCCAUCAACAUAUCAUCCCUAACAAGUCCAUUUCCUUUGUUCUUCAUCUCUACUUCUGAAGAUCCUUUUGCAAUGUUUCUCUGUAGCUGAUCAAGUGAGAUAUUUCAGAAAUUUAUACACAAGAUUACAGGGAAACAGCACAACAACAAGUCAAAGUUAAAGCAAAAAAGCAUUUAGGAGAUGGCCAGUAGAGUUCUUGCAACAACCUUCAGUGGCAUCAAGAUUAGAGAGGAUGGUUUAAGCUCUGCAAAAAGUGUGGACUUUACGAAGUUCUCAGGUUCCCAGAGGAUUAAAUCGAGGAAAUCAAAGGCGUUGGUGAUUCGAAAUUCAGCCUUUGAAGAACUGCUGCCUGUGUCGUUGAGAACCCAACUCUUAGACAUGAUUACAGGCCAAAAGAGGGUUUGGCCAAUCAACUUGGAUGCUACCAACAGUGAAAAUAAGGUAAAAAUCAGAGGGUCAGUAGUGUUGAUGAAGAAGAAUCUGUUGGACUUGAAUGACUACCCCGCAUCGAUAAUUGACUGGGUCAAUGAAUUCUUGGGCAAAGGCAUCUCAUUACAGCUGAUUAGUUCUGUAAAUGGAGAUCCGGGUAAAGGCAUGCGUGGGAGGAUUGGAGAACCUGCAUUGUUGGAAAAUUGGAUAACAAAAAUCACCAAGCCAACAGCAAGUUCAUGUACGUUUCAAAUCACAUUUGAUUGGGAUGAAACCAUGGGAAUUCCUGGAGCUUUCAUCAUUAAGAAUUUACACCACCAUGAGUUCUUCCUCAAGACUCUCACUCUUGAUGAUGUUCCUGGAAAGGGUCGCAUCCACUUUGUUUGCAACUCAUGGGUUUACCCUGUUGAACAAUACAACUCUGACCGGAUUUUCUUUGCUAACCAGGCCUACCUGCCAACUAAUACUCCAGAACCUUUACGCAAGUACAGGGAACAAGAGCUUGUGAAUCUAAGAGGAGAUGGCAUAGGAGAGCUAAAGGAAUGGGACAGAGUGUAUGAUUAUGCAUGCUACAAUGAUCUUGGUGACCCUGACAAGGGUCCCAAGUAUGUGAGACCUGUUUUUGGAGGGUCCAAAGAAUAUCCUUACCCUCGCAGGGGAAGAACUGGCCGGAAACCCACAAAGACAGAUCCUAAAACCGAAAGCAGAUUGCCAAUUAUAAGUCUGAAGCCUCUGAACAUCUAUGUUCCAAGAGAUGAACAGUUUGAUCACGUGAAGAUGGCAGAUAUUCUUGCUUAUGCUCUUAAAGCUAUUUCCCAGCUCUUACUCCCAGCACUGAAUAAUUUUUUUGACCGCAACCAAAAUAAAUCCCGUAGCAUGCAAGACAUAAUGGACAUGUAUGAGGGAGGGAUUAAAAUCCCCAAUAAUCCCACAGUGGAGAAAGUGACGGAUGCAAUACCUCUAGAGAUGCUAAAAGAACUUUUUUGUUCAGAUGGAGAGCAGCUCCUCAAAUUCCCUAUGCCUCAAGUGAUCAAAAAUGACAAGUCAGCCUGGAGGACAGAUGAAGAAUUUGCAAGAGAAAUGCUCUCUGGAGUGAACCCAGUUUCCAUCCGCUGUCUCCAAGAGUUUCCCCCAACCAGCAAGCUCAAUCCCGAUGUUUAUGGAAACCACACCAGUUUAAUAACCAAGGAACACAUUGAGAAGAACCUAAAUGAGCUAACAGUAGAUGAGGCCAUCAAGAGCAACAAGCUAUUCAUAUUGGAUUAUUAUGAUGCACUGAUGCCAUACUUAAGGCGUAUAAACACUACUACCACAAAGACCUACGCUGCCAGAACAAUUCUCUUUUUGAAAGAUGAUGGGACCUUAAAGCCAGUAGCAAUCGAGUUGUGUUUACCACACCCAGAUGGAGACCAGCUUGGGCCAGUUAGUAAGGUAUUCACUCCGGCUGAGGAUGGAGUUGAAGGUUCAGUUUGGCAGUUAGCCAAAGCAUAUGUUGCUGUGAAUGACUCUGGCUUUCACCAGCUCAUCACCCACUGGUUGAAAUCCCAUUCAGUGAUGGAGCCUUUUGCUAUUGCGAUGAAUAGACAGCUUAGUGUGCUUCAUCCAAUCCAUAAGCUUUUGUAUCCUCACUUUCGGGAUACCAUGAAGAUAAAUUCUGUUGGGCGGCAGAUCCUUAUCAAUGCCAAUGGAAUAUUUGAGAGCACUGUCUUUCCAGGGAAAUUUGCCUUGGAACUGUCCACUGCAGUUUAUAAGAACUGGGUUUUCCCUGAACAGGCAUUGCCAGCAGAUCUUGUCAAGAGAGGAAUGGCGAUUCCAGACUCAAGUAACCACCAUGGCCUCCAACUUGUUAUUGAGGACUACCCAUAUGCUGUUGAUGGGCUUGAAAUCUGGUCAGCAAUUGAAACAUGGGUUCAUGAGUACUGCUCUUUCUACUAUCCAAAAAAUGAGAUAAUCCAGGGUGAUUCUGAACUUCAGUCCUGGUGGUCAGAGAUUCGUAAUGAAGGUCAUGGUGACUUGAAGGAUGAGUCAUGGUGGCCUAAGAUGCAGACACUUUCUGAUCUAAUACAAACAUGCACCAUUAUUAUAUGGAUUGCCUCAGCCUUCCAUGCAGCUGUCAAUUUUGGACAAUACCCUUAUGCAGGCUACCUCCCAAACCGCCCGACAAUUAGCCGUCGCUUCAUGCCUGAGCCAGGCACUCCUGAAUAUGCCGAGCUUAAGUCAGACCCUGAUACAACCCUCCUGAAAACAAUUACAGGCCAGCUACAGACUCUCCUUGGAGUGUCCGUAGUAGAGAUUUUGUCUAGGCAUUCAUCUGAUGAGGUUUAUCUCGGACAGAGAGACACUCCUGAGUGGACAUCAGAUGCAGAACCAUUGGAAGCAUUCCAGAGAUUUAGAAAUAAGCUAAUGGAGAUUGAAAAGAGAAUUAUGAAGAUGAACGAAGACCCAAGCUGGAAAAACAGAGUAGGUCCAGUAAAGAUGCCAUACACUCUGCUCUAUCCAGAUACUUCCAACACCACCGGCGUUGGUGGGCUCACUGGCAAGGGAAUUCCCAAUAGUGUUUCAAUAUAGAGGUUUACAAUUACCCAAAACCAAUGUACUAUUUUAUCAUACUCAAGUUUGGCAUGGAAAUGAGCUCAUAAGAUGUAUAUGGAGUUCCUUACCCUAUAUAUCAGUGGAAACCAGAAAAUUUCUCUUUCAUGGGUAUUUUAAAUCUCCCAUGAAGAUCAUAGGAAACUUUUCCUCAGAAAAUGCAAUAGUGAAUAUGACCCUAUUAAUCUC